Molecule: messenger RNA, 693 nt
Organism: Rotaria sp. Silwood1
Lineage: Eukaryota; Metazoa; Rotifera; Eurotatoria; Philodinida; Philodinidae
Source: the annotation of a GenBank genome assembly
AUGGAUGCAUCGAAACCUAAAGAAAACUUUGUUAAAUUAACGAAUUUUGCUUUAGCAAGACCAAAUGAACCAUCAUUAUUGGAAGAUAGAAGAUUAAUUAUUCCAGUAGAAUAUUGUGCACCUGAAAUUCUUCAAAGUGCAGGUCGAUUGUAUUAUUCCGAAUUAUCUGAGAUUUAUUCCAUGAGAGUAUUAAUGCGGGAAGCUUGUUCACAAGGACAACUUCCUUAUGGCUCUUCGAUAUCGAACAAAGAAAUUCGACAAAAAAAGUUAAAUGAUGAAAUAUUACCGAGGCCAUGGAUGUGUGAUAGACAAAUUUGGCCUAUUAUUAAAAAGUGUUUUGAUCUUGCGUCACACUUUCAAUAUGUACUCGGUAUUGAUGUCAAAAUGAACGAUCGAUUAUAUGGUAGAUAUGGGCACAUAUAUUAUAAUGCAGAAUGGAUAAGAAAGAAUAAAUCAUCGAUUAUAUUAAUUGUAAUAAAUACAGAAAGAGCUGAACAUGACGCUUCAUUUCAUCUUGAGCUUAGCUCUCAUAAACAUAUUGUUCAUACCUUUGGAUUAGUAAAAAAUGAUCCUCGAUCGACAAUGUUAAUACAAGGACCUGCUCCACAUGACAAUCUUAUAAAAUUGUUACAAAGUCAACAAUUUAAACCAUCUGCAAAGAUUCUUAAAAUAAUUUUUUUACAAAAUUAUUGA